AAGGUCAAACAAGUCAGGCUGCCUGCUAUGCAUGGAGUCAAUUCCAUCUCCUACCAUUCGGUCAUCAGUCAUCACCACCACCCUCAGCCCCCCACUUCCUCUGUAAGGCACCUAUUAUUGAUUCAUCCUGACCUCAUCUGGGGCCAAUUGACCUCGUUUCCUCUGGCCGCGUCCCGGAAAGGAAUUGUUUAGCUCUCUUUAGGCUGCUUCAUCUCCCUGCGUCGCUCGAAGUAGAAGGCAGGCGGCUUUUGUCUUUCAAGUGACUUUUGGCCCCCUUUUGGGAUCCCAAGCCCUGGAGAUGGCUCAGCAUGCCCAUGUUCCGAAGUUUGGAGAUUGGGAAAGCGUUGGUGAUGUUCCCUAUACACAACGUUUUGAGGUUGUUCGCAAGGGUAGAAGUGGAGGGAAGGCAAUAAAUUCAGAUGAUCCUCAUGAAAACCCUGAAGCGGUACAUCCAAACUUGGAAGACCUACAUCCAAAGGAUGAUCGCCGUCGACUCACGCAGUCACCUUUGCAUCAUGGUGCUGUGACUUCUAAACCAACCAUGGUGUCCCCUCUUCAUAGGCAUGGGUAUCAACCAGAUUCAGGUGACCAUAGGAGGGCUGGCAGAACAAGUGGUGGAUCUGAGAAUAGCUCUCCACUUCAUGCCCAUUAUCAAGUGAAAGCUGCUACUAGAGUUGGUGUAUCUUCUCCUUCCAAGGGUUCAUCCGAAGGUAGCCAUGCAUACACUUCCAAUGUUGCAAGUAGAUCGAGAAUGACUGGUGGUCGAGGUGAUGAAACACCUGAGAAAGUGUCAUCUGUGCCUAAGUUUGGUGAGUGGGAUGAAAGCAAUCCUUCAUCAGCUGAUGGUUACACCCAUAUAUUUAACAAAGUGAGAGAGGAAAAGACUGGAUCAACAAAAGCUACCAUGAUAACUGAUGAUACGAUCUAUGUCAAUGACCAAGAUGUUCGUGGUAGAUCCAUGUUGCAACAAAGGACCAACAUUUAUUCAUCUGAUUUAAUUAUUUCUUUAACAGAGUUGUUGCUUUGGCUGGUGCAAGAAGUAACUAGUUGCACAGGAAGGUUCAAAUCUCUCAUCCUGUACAUAUCCUCAAAGAAGACUAUCAUAUUAUUUGGAUAUAUUUGAGAAAUGCAUUCUCCUCUGUGCUAGUGUGGAUGUUCAUGAAUAUGUUGAUGUAUUCGAAAACAUUUUCUUUCUAGUUUCUUGUGCCUCUGUAUCCUGAUUGCAACACUAUGGAAGACUAAAUUUCAGAUUGA
Messenger RNA from Musa acuminata AAA Group (dessert banana), 1254 nucleotides. RefSeq names its product RPM1-interacting protein 4-like. The record is from RefSeq and is a predicted model, not a curated record. Gene Ontology annotation, cellular component: plasma membrane. The coding region runs from base 299 to 1123 and encodes 274 amino acids. NCBI's taxonomy places the organism in Eukaryota, Viridiplantae, Streptophyta, Magnoliopsida, Zingiberales, Musaceae. The transcript is spliced from 4 exons.